GCAUGCGUAGAAACUCUAUGAUGGUGACGGAACUUCGUAGUUACAAAAAGUAUCUCAUGUGCUUGCCGGCGAAGAUGUGAUAGAAUUCCGUGACUAAAUGAUCAUAUGAGCGAAUGUUGCGAUUAAAGAAGUGAUUUACGAUGAACCUAACUACAGGGAAUCCUCACGGUAACGGCUUGCUUUAUGCUGGUUUCAAUCAGGAUCAAGGAUGUUUCGUUUGUGGUAUGGAAAAUGGUUUCAGAGUAUAUAAUUGUGAUCCUUUAAAGGAAAAGGUACGUCAUUUCAGUGAUGGAGGUCUUGGUUAUGUGGAAAUGCUGUUUAGGUGUAAUUAUUUAGCAUUAGUUGGUAGUGGAGCAAAACCUAUGUAUCCAACAAAUAAAGUUAUGAUAUGGGAUGACCUUAAAAAAAGAUCAGCAAUUACUUUAGAGUUCAAUGCUCCUGUAAAGGGUGUUAAAUUAAGAAGAGAUAGGAUAGUAGUAAUUUUAGAAGGAGUUAUAAAAGUUUAUACAUUUACCAGAAAUCCACAACAACUUCAUGUGUUUGAGACUAAUCCAAAUCCCAGAGGUCUGUGUGUUUUAUGUCCAAAUAGUAGUAAUUCCUUGCUUGCUUUUCCUGGUAGAAAGAAUGGACAUGUCCAAGUAAUUGAUUUGGCUAAUACAGAAAAACAACCAUUAAAUAUCGAAGCGCAUGAAACACCUUUAUCAUGUAUUGCUUUAAACUUACAAGGUACUAGACUAGCUACAGCUUCAGAAAAGGGCACUUUGAUAAGGGUAUUUGAAACACAAACUGGAAGUAUGAUUAAUGAAUUGAGAAGGGGAGCUAAUCAUGCAAACAUUUAUUGUAUUAAUUUCAAUCAUGAUUCCACUUGGUUGUGUGUGGCAAGUGAUCAUGGAACUGUACAUGUUUUUGCUGUAGAAGAUCAAAAAUUAAAUCGUCAAUCUAGUUUAGCAUCUGCCACUUUCCUGCCAAAAUAUUUUAGUUCAAGCUGGAGCUUUUGUAAAUUUCAAGUUCCGGGUGGUCCACAAUGUAUGUGUGCAUUCGGAACUGAUAAUAAUAGUAUUAUAGUAAUAUGUGCAGAUGGUAGUUAUUAUAAAUUCGUGUUUAACAAUAAAGGCGAAUGUACGAAAGAAUUUUAUGCACAGUUCCUCGAAUUAACGGACGAUAAAAUGUGAUUGGAAAAUAAAGAAGAGUGUUCUUUGGGUGAGUUCACAUGAAAUAAAUUAUAUGGAAAGUGAGUACUGUGUUUGUUAUUUGAAGUCAUAUAUGUAGAGGACCAAAUGGAAAGUACUAUUAUUUGUUGGUGUUAUGUGCACUGUGCGAAACUAUUGAUCAUAACAAAAAAAAAAAAAACUUUAAGAAACGCUAGAGGGCCUAUUAUUGAGAUGUCUACUUAUGGAACUAUAAGUUCUUAAAUGUUACAAACAAAAAAAAACUCGAUUUUAGAGUUUUGUUUAACGUGUCAAUGUAAAAAGUAAUUUUCGUACAUUUAAAUUAAAUAAUUUUUAGCUAAAGCUGAUGCAAAUAUACGAAUAAUAUCAUUUUGAAAGUAAUCCAACAAUUUUUAAUGGCGCAUUAUGCUCGGCAAUUAAAUCAUGGUAUUUUUUUAUAUUUAUUUUAUAAAAUUAUAAAUUUGUUAUUUUUUUUUAUUGUUACAAAAAUGCUCGAAUAUAUUUCAUAUUGCGUAUUUCGUGUCAUAAAUGUUACAAAUUAAUAUAAUAUCAUGAAAUUUGGCUAAUUAUUGAAAUUAAAAUUUUUUUUAUUCGAUAAUUAGCCAAAUAAAAAAAUGGGACGUAUAUAACGUAAUCGAAUUUUUAUAAUCUUUAUUUUUAUGGUUUCAUACAUUUAAUAUACAUAUACACAAGAAAUAACUACAUUCAGUUAUUAUUAUUGAAAUAUUAUCCCCAAAAUGUCACAAGAUUGUAAUGUCAUAAAGAAAUUGGGAUCUAAUACAAAAUAAAAGCAUUAUGAGACGAAACAUUGUAUUUGUUUAUAAAAUAUAAAUAAUAUGAUCAGUUGCAAGCGAUCUAUUUCAUUUUCUAUCCUUUUCGAAUAUUGUGCGGAACUUGAUAAAAAAA
This is a messenger RNA of Apis mellifera (honey bee), 2075 nucleotides long. RefSeq names its product WD repeat domain phosphoinositide-interacting protein 3. Gene Ontology annotation, cellular component: cytosol; phagophore assembly site membrane; extrinsic component of membrane. The transcript has 7 exons. Lineage: Eukaryota; Metazoa; Arthropoda; Insecta; Hymenoptera; Apidae. Gene Ontology annotation, biological process: nucleophagy; protein localization to phagophore assembly site; autophagy of mitochondrion. The record is from RefSeq and is a predicted model, not a curated record. Gene Ontology annotation, molecular function: phosphatidylinositol-3-phosphate binding; phosphatidylinositol-3,5-bisphosphate binding; protein binding. The coding region runs from base 141 to 1172 and encodes 343 amino acids.